AUGGCCAGGGGCUGUCUUUAUAACCACCGAGGCAGUAACCGUGGUAGUGCCGUUGGCUGCGGCACUGACGGGCGCCUGUCCGUUAUUACCGUUAUUAGAUUCAAGGGCUCCAAACGUAGUGCAAAACCCGUCCCCGCCCUCUCACUUCGACCUGUCCCGGUCCCGCCUCUCCUGCUCCAUCCUUCCCUACCCAAUCCGGCCCAUCCUCUUUUGCCCUGUCCCCGCCCACUUCCACCCCGCCUUGUCUCAGUAGCCCCGUAUCCCAGUCCCGCCCCCCCAACUCCGCCAGUCAUCGCCACUCAGGAUCCAGACACCGCCUCCCCACCUCCUGAACUCCGCCCCUUCCCCGCCAUUGCCCCCAACCUUUCCCGGUUAUCGCUGCCUCGGAAACUGUCCCCGCUGCCACCGUCCUCGCCGCCCCCGAACCCGGCCCCACCGAGCCCGGGCUCGGCCUCCACACUCGCCACCAUCAGCCCAGAGGUCCCACCAGCCGUUGUCGCCGCCUUCGCCGCUUCCCCAGUGGAGUCAGUAUGCGAGGAUCUGGAACGUGAACUCGCCAAAUCCGAAGGAAAAAUCCACCAUUGGUAUAACGUAGAAGAUGAAGGAGAGGAUGAAAUUUCUUUGAAGAAGAAAGGCAGCGAAAAGAGAAUUGACUCAUACUUUGCAGGGGACUUCUCAACCUCGUUUCAACUAAUCCCUUCCCAAGACUCAGACUGUGGCUCCUUUAUCCCUUUGGACAAGUACAUGAAGGAAUUAUGUGGUGAACAAACAAUUGGUAGCAAUAAACGGGCCAAGAAAACCAAAUGCCCAAGCUCACUAGCAUCAAAUAGCAGAUGUCAACUACGUCAGGGACCUGGUGCAGGUCCACAUUGUAGCAUGUAUGAGUAGUACAUUCCUUUUUUUCUUUAUUAGAGAAGUUGUAGAUUUACAGAAUAAUCAUGCAUAAAAUACAGGAUUCUC
Molecule: messenger RNA, 960 nt
Organism: Choloepus didactylus (southern two-toed sloth)
Lineage: Eukaryota; Metazoa; Chordata; Mammalia; Pilosa; Megalonychidae
Product: classical arabinogalactan protein 9-like
Exons: 5
Coding region: 1-888 (295 amino acids)
Source: RefSeq, a predicted model, not a curated record